Tachyglossus aculeatus (Australian echidna) is the source of this 4535-nucleotide messenger RNA. RefSeq names its product non-SMC condensin I complex subunit D2 (gene NCAPD2). Lineage: Eukaryota; Metazoa; Chordata; Mammalia; Monotremata; Tachyglossidae. Gene Ontology annotation, biological process: mitotic cell cycle; mitotic chromosome condensation; meiotic chromosome condensation. Gene Ontology annotation, cellular component: condensed chromosome, centromeric region; nucleus. The record is from RefSeq and is a predicted model, not a curated record. Gene Ontology annotation, molecular function: histone binding.
AGCCGGAGGGACGUGGGAGAAGGCCGGGACGGAGAGGUUAAAGGUCAAAGGGGAAGGGGCAUUUAACGUGGCCGGGGAAGAUGCCCCCGCAGCAGUGGGAGUUCCACCUGCCCCUGGCCCCCGAGGAGCUGCUGAAGAGCGGCGGGGUGAAUCAGUACGUGGUGCAGGAGGUGCUGACGGUCAGCCAGCUCCGGCCACAGCUCACCGCAUUCCAGGGAGCCUUCCGCGUCCAGGGCCCUCUCGCCGUUCUGGAGCACUUUGACACCUUCUACAGUGUCCUGCAUCACUUUCGCAGUGCAGACCCCCGCCUCCCAGAAGAUGCUCUGGAACUGCUGAUGAAAGUGGUGUCGCGGCACUCCCAGGAGCUCCCGGCGGUCCUGGACGCGGCGGCUCUGAGCCCGGCCGACCGCAGCGCACACCUCAACACCCUCAAGAUGAGCUGCUACGCCCUGACCCGCCUCCUGGAAUCCUUCGAGGCCACUGCCACCGCUGGCAAGACCAGUCUCGUGGGCCUAGAGCCCGGCGGCAAGGGCCGGAAGGGCUGCUCUAAGGCCUGUGGCUUUGACUGGGAGGAAGAACGGCCGCGGGUUCUCCAGGUGCUAACGCAGCUGCUCCAGCUGGACGUUCGCCGCCUGUGGCCCCAUGCGCUGGUGGAGGAGGAGUUUGUCAGCCUGGUGACCGGCUGCUGCUACCGCCUGCUGGAAAACCCGACAGUCAGCCACCAGAAGAACCGAGCCACCCGGGAGGGCAUCACCCACCUGCUCGGGGUCGCUCUGACCCGCUACAAUCACAUGCUCAGUGCUACCCUCAAGAUCACCCAGAUGCUGCAGCAUUUCGAACACGUCGCGCCAGUGCUGGUGGGCGCCGUCAGCUGCUGGGCAACUGACUACGGCAUGAAGACCAUCGUGGGCGAGAUCGUGAGGGAGAUCGGGCAGAAAUGCCCCCAGGAGCUGGGUCGGGACACCGCGGGGGCCAAGGGCUAUGCGGCCUUCUUGACGGAGCUGGCGGAAAGAGUCCCGGCCGUCCUGAUGACCAGCAUGAGCAUCCUGCUCGACCACCUGGACGGCGAGAGCUACCUGAUGCGCAACGCGGUUCUGGCGGCCAUGGCCGAGCUGCUGCUGCAGCUGCUGAACGGCGACCAGCUGGACCAGCGCGCCCGGGACACGCGGGACCAGUUCCUGGACACCCUGCAGCUCCACGGCCACGACAUCCACUCGUUCGUGCGCAGCCGCGUCCUGCAGCUCUUCACCCGCAUCGUCCAGCAGAAGGCCCUCCCCCUGACGCGGUUCCAGGCGGUGGUGGCCCUGGCCGUGGGGCGGCUGCAGGACAAGUCCGUGCUGGUCUGUAAGAACUCCAUCCAGCUGCUGGCCGCCUUCCUCGCCAACAACCCCUUCACCUGCAAGUUGAGUUGUGCCGACCUGGCCGGGCCCCUGGAGAAGGAGACCCGGAAGCUGCAGGAGCUGAAGGCCCGACACAACCCUCCGGUGGCCGGGCCGGAGCUGGCCCCCGAGGAGGAGUGGGCGGCCAUGCUUCCCGAGCUGCAGCUCACCCUGCGCCGUCUCCUGGCGUCCCCCCCGGGGGACGAAGAGCCGCCCCCCCCCGCCAUUGACCGCGCGGACACGGCCGAGCAGACGGCAGCGCGUGUCCGCCAGCUCCUGGCCAAGGCCAGCUACGAGCCGGCCAUCCUCCUGGCCCGGGCCGCCACGGGCCACUUCCAGGGAGAGUCACCCUUCGCCUGCAGCGACCUCGACGGGCCCGAGGACGUCCAGCUACUGAGCCUCCUCCGUUGGCUCUUCAACGCCGGCGGCCCCCCGCCUCCCCAGCCGGGUGAGCAGCCCACGGCGGGGGAGCCGGGGUGCUGGGGGAUGGGGCGGGGGGUGCCCCCGAGGUGCCUCUGAGACUUACCGACCCCCACAGGGCCCGGCGGCGGGGAAGACCCCCGGACGCCCCCCGAGGCUGAGGCCGGGCGGGAAGAGCUGGUGAAGCAGGAGAUGCUGGUGCAGUACCUGCAGGACGCCUCCAGCUUCUCCCUGCAGGUCACCGAGGCCGUCGGCGCCAUCAGCAAGAUGAUGUACGAGCACACGAGCACGGUGGUGCAGGAGGCCAUCGAGUUCUUCGUGACGGUGUCGAAGUUCGGGGUGCCCCAGGCGCUGGUGGGCGUCCGGCGCAUGCUGCCCCUCAUCUGGUCCAAGGAGCCCGGCAUCCGCGAGGCUGUGCUGGACGCCUACCGCCAGCUGUACCUGCCCCCCGGCAGGGACCCCGCCAGAGCCAAGGCCCAGACCCUGGUGCAGAACCUGUCCCUGCUCCUGCUGGAGGCUUCCGCCGCCACCGGCCAGUGCCUCGGUGAAAUCCUGCGGGAGUUUGUGCGGAACGGGGAGCUGGCGCCGGCGGUGACCCAGCUGCUGUGGGAGGUGGUCACGGAGAAGGUGCCCCGCUCGCCCCUGGAGCGCCGUACCGCCGUCAGGCUGCUGGGCAUGAUGGCCCGGGGGAACCCCGAGAUCGUGGGCGGCAACUUGGACACGCUCGUGAACGUAGGGCUGGCGGAGAAGACCCCCGCGGAUUACCGGCUGGCCAGGGAGGUGUGCCUCGCUAUCGCUGCCAUCGCUGACGGAGGCAAGCCCACGACGGGCAGGAGCGCUCCCCCGUUCCGCCUACCCCAGGACCACCAACUGUUUGAGCGACUGCAGGAGGUGGUGGUAGCAGGCUUCGCCUGUCCCGACGCCCUCUGGAUCCCCUUCACAGAGGUGGCAGUGGCCCUGGUGUACCAGCUGGCAGAGGGUCCCGAGGUCAUCUGCGCCCAGAUCCUUCAGCGCUGUGGGCAGCGGGCCAUGGAGAUGCUGCAGGAGCCCCUCGCCCCCAAGGAGGGCUGUGAGGAAGCCCCGAGGCUGCCCAGCUUUGUCCUGAGCCAUCUGGUGUCACUGGCGGGCGACGUGGCACUGCAGCAGCUGGUGCACCUGGAGCGGGCAGUGAGCGCGGAGCUGCGCCGCCGACGGGUGCUGCGAGAGGAGCAGGACGACAAGACCAAAAAGGCCGCGGGGAAGGCGAACCUCACCGGCGAGACCACCAUGGAAGAAGAGCUGGGGCUGGUGGGCGCUUCGGCCGACGACACGGAGGCAGAGCUGAUCCGGAGCAUCUGCGAGGCGGAACUCCUGGAGGACAAGCAGCUGCUCUCGGCCUUCGUCCCGCUUCUGCUCAAGGUGUGUAACAACCCCGGCCUCUACAGCGACCCGGCUCUCUCCACCGCCGCCUCGCUGGCCCUGGGCAAGUUCUGCAUGAUCAGCUCGUCCUUCUGCGACUCCCAGCUCCGCCUCCUGUUCACCCUGCUGGAGAAGUCCCCCCUGCCCGUGGUCCGCUCCAACCUCAUGGUGGCCGUCGGGGACCUGGCCAUCCGCUUCCCCAACCUGGUGGAGCCCUGGACCCCGCACCUCUACGCCCGGCUGCGGGACCCGGCGGCGGCCGUGCGGAGGACGGCGGGCAGGGUCAUGACGCACCUGAUCCUGAAGGACCUGGUGAAGGUCAAGGGGCAGGUGAGCGAGAUGGCCGUGCUGCUCGUCGACGAGGACCCCGAGAUCGCCGCCCUGGCCAAGAACUUCUUCAACGAGCUGGCCAGCAAGGGAAACGCCGUGUACAACCUGCUGCCAGACAUCAUCAGCCGCCUGUCGGACCCCCAGGGCGGGGUGGAGGAGCAGCCCUUCCGCACCAUCAUGAGACAGCUCCUGUCGUACAUCACCAAGGACAAGCAGACGGAGAGUCUGGUGGAGAAGCUGUGCCAGAGGUUCCGCACGGCCCGGACGGAGCGGCAGCACCGGGAUCUGGCCCACUGCCUGGCGCUGCUGCCCCUGUCAGAGCGCGGCCUCCGCAAGAUGCAGGACAACUUCGACUGCUUCGCGGACAAGCUGACGGACGAGGCCAUCUUCAGCGCCUUCUCGCAGGCCGUGAGCAAGCUACGGCGCUGGGCCAAGCCCGAGGGCAAGGUGCUGAUUGACGAGUUUGAGCAGAAGCUUCGCGCCGGCCAUAACCGCGGGCUGGACGCAGCUGAAGAGCCCAGCGCCGAGCAGGGCCCUGAGGGGGCCCAGCGGCCCAGCGGGAGACCCUCCACGGCUUGUCGCCCACCCCGCUCGACCGCCAGCAACCAGAACCUGGCCACCCCCAAAGGCCGGGGCACUGCCCAACGAGGGCCGCGGACCCAGAAGCCCACGGCCAGGAAGAAGGCUGUCAUAGUGUUCUCCAGCGACGAGGAGAGCAGCAGCCAGGAUGAGUGCUCGGCCGAGCUGAGGGAAGAAGAGACCCCCAGAAAGACCACCCCAAUUCGCCGGACGUCCACACGCAGCCAUCGAGCCUGAGGCCGCCACCCUCCAAUCCCCUCUUCCUGCCAUGCAGGAAGACUGAGCGGAGGCAGGGGCCGGGCCGACCCCCUACUCUCUCUCCUUCCCUAUGGUUUGUCUCUGGCCAGCCGCCUAGCUGGCUGGGGGGUGUCCUUUUGCCUGUCUGUCGGUGUUUAUUGUGAAUAAAUCCAUUUUAAUAUACUUUCCUGA